CGCCCAGUAGUUCCCAUUUCCAACCAACCAACCAACCAACCAACUAAGUAAGGCUACUCGCUUCAGUUAAACAUGAGUAGGUCUGUCACUUUGAAAGUUAAGAAUCCUUUUAAGACAAAGUCACCGGACAAAGAGGCCAAGGGACCGAAACAGUCCGAUUCGGUCAAAGAUGGAGCAGACGCCACCGGGACUUCACCUGUGGGCCACGGAGACAGCGUCACAUUGCCGGGUGACACUUUGCUUAAUUCGCCAAAGGAAAAAAAGAAAAAGCGAAUGUUGCCGUUCAGGUUAAAACGCAAAAAAUCCAAGAAGAAAGACGACACAGGAGGAGAGGAGUUGUUAUUCUCGGAUGAACUGGAUAGCUUCAGCAGUAACAUGAGCUAUGACCAGAUGAGCGUGUCCACAAUGAGCUCUCUACAGACUGAGUCAGACUGGGACCCUCAUUCAGACUCCAGCUCCAUGAUCUCCUUUAAUAUGAGUCAACCAGGAAGCCCUACUUCACCCUCCAAACACUUUAAGAAUUCCGAGGAGAAAAAGGGAGUGUUGGAACGUCUCAGCCACUUCUUCAGCCCUAAGAAACGGAAGAGCAAAGGCAGCCAGACCUCAGACCCUGCAGUCAAUGCAAGUUGUCCUGAGUCCCCAGCAUCCCCCUUAUCUCCACACUUAGCCCCUCUCGCACAGGAAGAUGGCUUGAAGACUCCUACUCCCUCUCGAAAAAAUGAGAGGCCGACAGAGACAGACCUAGCAGGAAUGGAACAUGGCGACAGGUUUAGCCAAACAUCCAGUCCCAGUGUUUCAAGCGGGGCUUCUUCCUUGACGGCUGAAGGAGAUGUUUCUUUUGCGGGGUCUUUCAGCAGUGGCCGAAGCAGUGUCCGAGAGGUUUCUGUGUGCAGGGUGAGCCCCACCGGUAGUGAAAGGAAUUCAGGGAAUGUGACCCCAACUACUCUGGACUUUGCAAGCACCACUUUUCCAUGUGCUGAUUCAAGCUCAGAGGUAGGCUUUGCUGAGUCAGUGGUGGAGGAAGUAAGCAAGAGACUGCAGAUGAAUUUAGAAGAAAUGACUGUGAAGAAAGCAGAUGGUUUAAGUGUUUCCCCAACCAGCUUAUCAACACUGGAAACCAAGGAUGCAGCUCCUAAAUCGCCAAACUUAAAAUCUAUAAGCUUAGGGACAAAUAAAACUUCAGUUAUAUUUGGAGAAAAGAGUCACUCUAUGACCCUCAAAGGAAUAACUUUGGGCUCUCAGUCAUCAACGUCUCAACUAAUCCCGACUCAAAAGGAGGGUUCUCGAGAUGCCGAGAGUGACAAUUCAGCAAAGAGCCCUUCACUGGAGAAAGAUCAAGUACCCGUUUCUCCUGCGCAACUCUACAAGGCCAUAUUAGUGGAAAUUUACCUGGAAGAGGAGGAGAAAAGAGAGAAGGAGGAGAUGAACCAGGGGGGUAGGACAACGGAAGGGGAGGAGAGCUUUAUACCACUUUCGCCUCCCGUACUGGCCAUACCUGUAACAGUAUUUCCAGAGUAUGAGUUGGUUACUCAGGGGGACACAAACAGCCCGACCCCCUCACCCUCACAGACUUUACUUCCCAUUAGCAGCUUGCCAGAAGUGUCUAUGUCAACUACUGGAGAUUUGCAGGCUACUUUAGGGCAGCCAGAUGAGCCUGAUCCUGGCAUCGACUCAAACAAACACCCCUUUCAGAAAAAACAAAGGUCGAAAGGAGCUUGCGUUACACGCAAGACUGUGAAUUUGCCUUCGAAGCCCAAGGAUGUGGCCCAUGAAGCGCCCGUUUGCCUGAAGUUAAAUUUGGUUGUGAAUGAGCAGGUGGGAGAGGACAGCGGCACAGACUCGGCUUCAAAGGCAAAAUUAUCGGAGCACCUUCAUAAUAAUAAUGAGGAAAGCAGGCAAGCGGAUGUCACAUCAUUCACAGCAACAGAUGAGUCUGCAGACUCGAACACUCCUGGACAUUUAGUUCAGGAAAAAACAGUCUCUGAAGCAUCUGAUUUUGAGGAUACUUCUGCAACACCAGAUAUGCGCAGAGUCAAAUCACACACUGUGGGAUCUAAGCUAAGAGGUAAUGGGGCAAAGCAAGCAACAACCUCUAAACCAGGAGUUAAAGUAGCAGUGGAGAGUCGGCAUGCUACUGGAAGUGAAACAAGGUCCUUAGCAACAGCAGUGGGCGGCAAGGCCAAAAAUGUGACAACAAAAGCAAAGGGCUCCACGGAGGACAUAAAAGUUGCAGCAUCCAAUGAUAUACCACCUCUAAAGCAACAAAGCAAUGGGAAAACCGGUUCUGUGAUAACACCAUUAAAAGACAAAUCCAGUAGUGGUAUCCCAAAGUCUAAAAUUCCCCAAAGGCAAAUAUCAGACAAUAAUACAACAUCAGUAUCAACCGAAAAAACACUAGUUUCAGGGGGCACCACAUCCACUUCCAAAUUACAAGAAAUCGUAAGAACAGCCAAUGAAUCAUUGAAAUCUGUGGUUUCCACAACCAAAAGUGUCCAGAAGCCCAUUUCUGAAGAGGCUAAGAGAGCAAAAGCUAAGUCAGCCGACAGAGAAAAUGUUGUGGAAGGACAGGCAAAAAAUGACAUUGAUAUUGAACUUACGGACUCUGUAAACUUAGUAAAUGGUUUAGAGGAAUACCAAGAAGAAAAUACUAAAAUAGAACAGCCCCUGGAUGGAGAAGACUUAAAUUUCAAAAAGAAGGAUAAACAUACUUCCUUGAUAUCAAAAAGCCGGCUGCCUGUUUCAUCUCCGACAAGAAAAUGGAAUAAUGACGUUUCUAAAAUGAGUGAAACCAACAAGAAAUCCACAUCUCCUCAAGCGGACUCGGAUAAGAGCAAACAAGCCCAGAAGUGCCUAGAACAGCAGGCACUAGGACAUGUGGAAAGACGUGUCAGUAAGACACCUCCUCCCUCUGGAAGUCCAAAGAAAGGCAUCCCAUCACUGAAACCAAUAAGACACAUAUCAAAGACAAGUCCCAACAAUGACAAUAAUGACACACCAGUUGUCACCAGUCAAGAUAAAGAAGAUUCAGAGCUUGUGGAACAACACCUAAAGACUCCAUUUAAUAGUUCUGUGCCCUCAUCUCCAAGCAAACUUCCUACAAAAAGCCAGAGUGCUCACAUUGGUAAAUUGAGACAUCAUCAAAAUUCCCCAAAAGACAAUUUGUCAAGCAUGUGUACAUCUAAAGAUGACAAUGUACGUUUGAAGUGUAACACAGAGACAUUUGCCAAACUAGCACCUAGUACUGUUGCAGGUUGUUCUAAAGACUGUACCACUGAUGGUGAUAAAGUACUUAGUGAGACAAUUGCAUGUAAAUCAUAUACCAGUGAAACCAAAGAGAAAGUGACAGCCGUACAGGGGUUUGAAGAGGCCCUAAGUAGUCCUAAAAAAAACAUUUCAAAGACAAUAAUCCUUAAUAAUGAGAAUACAAUUGUUAAAAUAAAACUUGAAAACAAAGGUAAGCCAGUAAAAGAAGAGGCACACAGUACAAAGACUAGCCGGCAAGUAGAGGAGCAUGAUGUACUGCAACAACUGAUGUCAGAGUCUUCUGAAAAUGUAGCUCAUUUUGAAAGUGACCGCUCUGCACCACAAACACCGGAGAUAUCCUCAGAAAAUGUAAAGGACAACUGCCUUUCGGAGACAGCCCAGCUUACAAAUAGCACAGAACUGGGGUCUAUUCGGGAAAAGGGUGAUUUAGAACCACAGUCUGUGAAAUCUGCCUUUGGUGACAUAAUUCAGCGUGACAUCGUUAUACACUCUCACCAAGAUGGUGGUUCCGUUGAUGGAUUGGUUACACUAACCUCUAAAGAAAAUGCAAAUGUCCGUCCCGUGGAGUCUGCAUCGAAAGGUCAUACAUCUGAAAUCCAAAAAGAAAUUAUAACCACACCUUCCAUUUCGUUAGAUAAAAUAAAUAAUAAAAUGCAGGAUUGUGAAUUAUUUGAAAAGCAAGUGACAGAUAAAGUUCCUCAAAAGAAUAUGUCACCACCAGCACACACGAUAUGUGGAACAAAAACUGUGGCAGGAGAAAAGAAGAGUAAAGAGGAAGUUGGCAAGAAAUCAGCAACGACAAUAGACACAGACACUGAAGCUCUUAGUGAGGCCCCUAAGAAUGUUGAAUAUCAGCUGGAUAAAGAGCCUCUUUUACAAGCACAAAAAUCUGAAAGAGAGGCAAAAGAAUCGAAGUCAAAUGAAAAGCUGAAUGAAUCUUCAGUGAUGGGCAGCGACUGCAUUGUGGCCUUAACCACAGGGAAUGAAGCAGAGACACCUUAUGAAUCAACUAAUGUAACAUCAGAUCAGGAAUAUUUACUGCCAGCUUCAGAAACAAAAACAUUAAACACCCUAAAAAAGAAACAGAUCGAAACACUGACAACAGGAAAAAUGAAUGAAGUCCGUCAACAUACAACCAAGAUGGCGGAUUCCAAAGAAAAUACUGAGAAUUCUGUGAAGGACAAGGUCACAUGUGUGGCUGGGGAACUUCUACAGCAGAUGAAAGUAACGGGGAAAGAGCAACUGGAACCCAAGUUACCUUUAACCAAGGACAAGGGAGCCAGAAGUAAAAAUCAGGACAAACACGGUCAUGUUGAAAAGGCCUGUCAAAGUGAAACUAAGACAACUGAAUUAAUAAAAGAAGAGAGUGGAACAACAAAUACAUUGAUGAAAAGUUCACAAACUAAAAGUACCAUUGGGACUACUAUCUUUGAAGUUAGCAACCAAAAGGACAAGAAGUCUGUGGGCAAAAUAGAUGAGAGCAGUAAAAAAACAGAUGAAAAUGCUGAUCAAGCAACAGAAUCAAUUAUUGAACUACCACAGGAAAGCCCAAAUGGUGACACAGAUGCAACACAGGGAAUAAAAGAACCUGAAAUUAAAAGUUUGGAAGAAGACACUCUAGAAAAAACAGAAUAUGUAACAGCAGAUGGUCCAGAAGUCACAGCACAAGAUACCAAAAAGUCUACGUUGUCCACAAGUAAACCUGAAAGUGUUCAAAGUGACAUAAAAGAGAACAAACAAUGGCUUAAAGUGGAAAUAUGCAACCAAGAAAAUGAGAAGAUGAUGAAUGCCAAGCAAAACAUUGAACAGAAGGAUGGAGAUAAAAAAAACAAAUUAGAUUGCUUGUCUGAUAAGAAGGAGAAAAUGACCAAAGAAAAGAAAACAAAGCUAACACUUGAUGUUGAAAAUAAUAGAGCAGCUAAAGAUCUCAGUGGUUCCAAACGACUGUCAAAAACAGCACUCUGUAGUGCCUCCCCUGUCCCCACUUCUCUGAAAACAUCCACUCCACCUCAAAGUCUUCCACUCAAGAAAGUAUCACCACCUAGCUGGUUGGACGUGGAACAUCAUGGCAAGCAGAAAAAGAACAGGAGGCCCGAUGCCUCAGCCAGUGUGGAUGAAUCUUUUGAGCCUGACGAAUUUGAGCAUUUCAUCAAGAGCAUUAAAGCAGGGGGCAUUCCGUUCUCACUGCCUCCUAAGAAGCACUCCCGUAUGAAGUCCCCAUCUCCUCCUUUUGCCAUGCCAGCCAUUAGGGAGGAUCAUUUUGAGAAAACAUUAGACCCUGAAAAUUUCCAGUUUGGCUUAAAGAAGAAAGGAAAAGGUUUAAAGGACAUUUCACCUGCUAUGAUGCUACAACAAAAAGCAGCUAAACGGGAAGGACGCGCCGUGGAAAAAACCCAUGGACCAAUUGAUUCCACAUCCUCACAAAAAGAGGAAGUGGAAUCCCUCAAUGAGAUAAAAGAUCAAGUCCAACAGGGGGAAAAGAUUGACAAAAACAAUGGCGAGCUGCCUGAGAAGCCAAAAUCCCGACUACAAAGGAUAUCCAUGCUUUCUACCUUACUCCGUUCCCCUUACACCAGUAAGAGGAACAAGGAAGAAGUAGCCUCUGACCUAAAUAACACUUUUCCAUCCAAACAGCAGAACCUGCACUUGCUUGGAAAACAGGAAACAGUUGAUUCAACCUUUCCUGAAGUUGAAUCAGAUAAGAUGGGUGUGACAGGGAGAGGCGCAAGCGCAGCUGUGGGUGGUGGUAAUGGUGCUGCCAUUGAGUCAACACCUAGUCCCUCCCCCGUUCCUCUGACUUCAGUCCCACAAAUCAAACUGCUUGAUGAUGGGGAGAAAAACCUCACAGAGGAAGGAGAGAAAGAGUUUGGCCUGAAGUUCACAAAGAUGCCUCAAACUACACAGAAUUCAGACAGACAUGGUGCUAUGGACCAGACUCAAGCCAAUAAUGCUGUGCUGCCUCCACCCAGCAAAAACAUCCCAGAGACUCCUCGACGGAAAAAGUCUAAGACACCUGUGGUGAGAGGGUUUCACAAAAGACCUGGCAAGUUGUUCAUACAUGAACAUGAGGAGUUUGGAGGAAACAUGUAUGAACUCUGCUGUGACGUCGAGGACGCUACAGGGAUGAAACUGUCAACUGUCAUCUCGGUGCAAGUCAUCAGAGGAUGUUGGCUCCUGUAUGAAAACAAGGGCUUCCAGGGUCGUGUCAUUGCCUUGGAGGAGGGCCAAACAGAUCAAAUAGUGAACAUGUGGGCAGAAGAUGGAGCCCCUAUGACCAUGGAUGAAAAGGGUCACCCUGUCUCAACAACACCCAUGGUCAUCGGUUCUAUUCGAUUGGCGGUAAAGGAUUAUAGCCUACCAAGAAUUGACCUGUUUACAGAAGUCAAUGGCUUGGGAAGGAUGUCACCUUACUGUGAUGAUACAGUGGAAAUUGGCUCCUAUAGGCUCCCACAGGCUACUGGUUCCAUCAAGGUCCAUUCUGGAGUCUGGCUUGUGUACAGCGACCCAGGUUUUGGAGGGUUCGUAGGAGUGCUGGAGGUGGGCGAGUUUCCCCGCCCUGAGUCCUGGGGUUUCCCUCAGCCGUUUGUUGGCUCUCUCAGGCCCCUCCGAAUAGGAGCGAUAAAGGUGGAACAUCCCAAAGAAGUCAAGGCGCUCGUGUUCGAAAAGCCCAAUUUUGAAGGGGAGUGUUUAGAAGUGGAUGGUGACUUGUAUAACUUAAGUGAGGAAGUGGGAAAAGAAGAACCAGGCACUCCACAUAAAACUAAGAAAACUACCUCUACAGUGGGGUCCCUCAAGAUACUUGGUGGUCUAUGGGUUGGCUAUCAAGAAGCAGACUUUGAGGGUCAGCAGUACAUCCUGGAGGAAGGGGAGUAUCCGCACUGUCGUGACUGGGGUGGAGCUGAGGAUGGUCUCCUCUCUUUGCGCCCAAUUUGCACUGACUUCCUUUCCCCUCACAUUAAAUUGUUCAGUGAGCCCAACUUGAAUGCACUGGGGCUCAGUGUGGACCUGAUGGGUCCCGUUGUCAACAUAGAGGAGAUCGGCCAUGGCACCAAAACCCAGUCCAUCAAUGUCCUAAGUGGAGUAUGGGUGGCAUUUGAAAAUCCUGGAUUCAGUGGUGAGCUCUACAUCCUGGAGAGAGGCCUGUACACAAUUCCGGAGGACUGGGGUGCCCAGACCUUUAAAAUAGCAUCGAUCCAACCAGUCUUCAAUGACUCAUUGAUGAACUCCAAGUUCAAGGUGAAGCUGUUUACUGAGCCCAACUUCCAGGGUAAACUGGUGGUCCUGGAAGACAGUGUAACUGCUCUUGGUGAGGACUUUGUGACCAGGUCCUGUAAGGUCUUGGCUGGCAGCUGGAUCGCGUAUGAAGGCGGUAACUUCACAGACAACAUGUACUUGCUUGAGGAGGGAGAAUACCCCGACACUGAGUUCAUGGGCUUCCCGUCCUCAGAUGUGAGGGUGCGCUCCAUGCAGACCACUGGGCACGAGUUGUCUCUGCCCUCAAUUCUGCUAUUCAGCAAAGUGGGCUGCCGAGGUCGGAGGUUGGUGCUGACUAAAGGGGCUGUGAACAUGCACCAGGCAGCCUUGGGAGCUCACAUACGCUCCCUGGUGGUGGAAGGAGGAAAGUGGCUUUUGUAUGAGGGCAGCAACUACCGCGGCCGACAGGUCGUGCUCCAGUCGGGACAAGUGGUGGACUGGUGCAUGUUCAGUGGCUGGAAAGGAGUUGGGUCUCUACGCCCACUGUUGCCGAAACAGAUUUGUAUCCGCCUGCGGAACAAGGAGACAGGUUGUGUGAUGUCAUUGACGGGGGCGCUGGAAGAUAUCCAGCUGAUGAGGGUGCAUGCUGUGGAGGACACAGGAGGGGUGGAACAGCUCUGGCUCUACCGUGACGGACAACUUACUUGCAAGUUGGCUGAGGACUGUUGCCUGGAGACGGCGGGUAAUGUGGUGAUGGCAGGAAGUCGACUGUGCGUGUCUCCUGAGAGAGGCAAAGACAACCAGUUGUGGAACAUCACCUCAGAUGGUCUAAUUUGCUGCCACUUUCAUCCUGACCUGGUCUUGGAGGUCAAAGGAGGUCUUCAGUACGACAAGAACCAGGUGAUCCUCAACACGUUCGAUGAGGGAAAACCAAACCAAAGAUGGACACUGGAGAUCUUGUGAUAUGAGCGGCCGUUCUGUGGCCAGCUCCACUAGUGGACUGUUGGUCUGCGUGAGGCAGCUCCACCGCGGGACUUACUUUCACUCAGACCGAGUGGUACUUUGCACAAUCAUUCUGCACUCUUGUAGCAUUUGGACCCUCCAUAAGGAGGUUCACCAUGUUCUGGUUUUAGAUUUAACAUGAAUUUAACACUUCUAUUUAAUUUCAUUGAUAUUGUUGUCGUUUAGUCUUUUUUUUUUUUUUUUUUUUAAGCUACGCACGUCUCUUUUACAUGUUGAUUGUCAGCCCUGAUUCAAUGCUGCAUACCUCUUGUCUACUUUUGGUACUUUUCUAACCCAAGGUGUCUGUUUCCUCAUGUUGAUGGAAGUCCAACACUCCAAAGAUGUUUUGUUUUUGACACUACUAAUAAUAUUUCAUGUGUUGUAAAGUUUCAAAUGCUUAAAGUUGUAGUUUUCAAAUGACGUUUUCACCUGCUGUUGUAAAUAUGUACGGUAAACAUAAACGGGUUGAAGAACUCUUAACAUUUAAUUGUAUCAUUUUAGGCAUGUGAAAUGCUCGGUGUAUGUUCAAUUCCCAGUUGGCGCCCCAACAACACCCAGCCAUGGCAGGUGUGUGGUUAAAUGGUUGCAUCCAGUGUGAAAACUAAGCUAAAUAAAUGAUGCAAUUGA
Molecule: messenger RNA, 9087 nt
Organism: Nerophis lumbriciformis (worm pipefish)
Lineage: Eukaryota; Metazoa; Chordata; Actinopteri; Syngnathiformes; Syngnathidae
Gene: crybg1a
Product: crystallin beta-gamma domain containing 1a
Source: RefSeq, a predicted model, not a curated record